AUGAGUAUUCACCCAGAUUUUCAGCUUCCUGAGACUUUCAGAGCCGGGAUCCGUUGUCGAACUUCCUACGCCUUGCCAUCUGCCGGCUCAGUCAUUUUACGGCCAUUGAACUCACACAUUGUGUCAUAUGCCAAAGAGGUUUUCAGUAAUGGGAACGUCCGGGGUUACAAAUAUCCCCUUCCCUUGAUUCCCGGUACCAACGGAAUUUGUCGCAUUGCUGCACCAGCGACAGAUACACCUCAUCUUCAAGUCGGAAUGUUGGUCUAUACAUCCGGCAUCAUUCGACCACUCAAAGUCCCAGCUGAGAACAUCCAUGUGCUGAAUGAAUAUAUCUUGACGAAGGAGUUGGGCUACAGUUUUGAAGAUCUCGGAUAUAUCAGCACUCUCGCAGUCCCUUUUAGUGGACUCAGUGAUAUUAGCCUUCGACCCGGAGAAACGGUGAUAGUGGCGCCCGCGACUAGGAAUUUUGGUAGCGCGGCUGUGCUUGUUGCACUGGCGAUGGGUGCAGGCAAGGUAAUCGCUGUGGGCCGUAACGAAGCCAAGCUAAAACAGAUUUGUCACGACACAAACAAUAGCAAAGUCGUGCCGGUCACUAUAUCGGAAGAUCUAGGCGCCGAUACUGCAGCUCUCCAGGCGCAUGGACCAGUUGACGUGUAUUUCGACAUCUCACCAAAUUCAGCGGCCAAAGCAUUGUAUAUCAAAGCUGGUAUUUCUGCCUUGCGUCGAGGUGGUCGCGUCAGCUUCAUGGGUGGCAUAAUGAACGAUAUCGACCUUCCGUAUCACAUGAUGAUGUUCAAAGCAUUAACUCUGAAAGGAACUUUUAUGUAUACGCCGCAGCAAGUAUAUGAGCUUAUUCGAUUGAUUGAGACAGGACUGCUUCCUAUAGGGGAAAAGGAAUCGCAUUUAAAGUAA
This is a messenger RNA of Trichoderma harzianum CBS 226.95, 912 nucleotides long. RefSeq lists its product as hypothetical. Gene Ontology annotation, molecular function: oxidoreductase activity. Lineage: Eukaryota; Fungi; Ascomycota; Sordariomycetes; Hypocreales; Hypocreaceae. The transcript is spliced from 4 exons. The record is from RefSeq and is a predicted model, not a curated record. The coding region runs from base 1 to 912 and encodes 303 amino acids. Gene Ontology annotation, cellular component: mitochondrion.